UUGAAAAGUGUAAAAAAAUAUUUUUAAAUUACAAAAUAUUGGACAAGAAUUGGCAUUGGAACUGUGCAUACGCAUAGAAUUUUGAACCAAAACACAAAUAACCAAAGCGGUUUUUUCGAUUCGAAAUUUCUGUGCUGAAAUUUUGGCGUAAAACUACUUAAAAUCCGAAAAUUCCACAAUAGCAGCUUAAAACCACCAAACAAUCAACUAAUAAGAAGACAACAACAACAAACUGAAAGUCAGCAAUAAUUUAUCAUUACCAACAACAAUUAAACAGCAAAUACUUUGUGGCCAAAAAGUGUUAGCAGCAAUAACGGGAAUUCAGUAAAUCAAAAGUUCUAACCGUUAACUGGAAGUAUAACAAAACGCUAGCUGCACUUAUUUGCACUCAGCUACAACAACAACAGCAGAUCAACAACAACUGCAUACGCUAUAACAACAACUGCAGCAACCGUUACCGUAAGUAGCUGUUGUUAGAGCAGUACAAUUUCAUAACCUCAAAUCCAAAAGCCAAGUGUCAGCCGAACACAAUCAAGUCGCAAAAACAGCAAUUAUAAUUUGUACGCUCCGUAACGUAAAUACAAGAACAAGAAAACUAUUUCAGCUCUACUACAACAACAUUCGUCAAAAUGUCCAUAACACGUCAGACCGCCAUCGAAUCGGUGGCUGAGGAGGAGAAACAACAUCCACGCUGGUACGAUUGGGUCGAAAGGAAUGCCGUGCCCAAGCGUUUCGACUUUCCGCGACCCAAACGAGAGGUGACGCGCUGGCAGAAGCGCGGUCCGAUGACGCGUCGUGAUUGGGUGCGUUUCUACCGCUGGGCGGCAAAGAAUGCCACGCCACGUGAAAUACCACCACCACAUUGCCCCGAGCAGCCACCUUCCAAGGCCGAAGAGGGCAAGAAAAAGAAAAAGGAGAAGAAAAAGAAAACUUACACACUCGCUGAACUGCUCGAGCAUGCGGCACAGAUCAGUGAACCGCGCGACCCACGUGAGAAAUACGUUUUCCCACCACCGCCAGACUAUCCGUACGCUCCGAAAAUCUCGCUCAAGGAGCCAGCCAAAAAAGAUCCAGGACGACCAUUUCAGCCGAUCAAAGUGCCCAAGUGGUUUUAUCAUCUCGAGAACGAGACCGAGUUUUGGUCGACGCUGCGGUUUCCGAUCUUCCGUCCAGCGCUCAACUAUAAACCGACCGCGAAUAUGCUCCGACUGGCGUUGCCGCGCAUGGUGCCGCCGCUACGGCAACAUUGUCCGAUACCCGAGCCGCCGAUUGAGUACGUGGCGCCCCGCCGACGCAUGACCUAUCGGCAAUGGCGCGAGCAUCUGAGACGACUGGAGUAUCUCGCAAAGCCGGCAGCGCGGCCGUACUAUGUAGAAAUGUAUGAUUACGUGUACUAGUGUCGUGGGCAAAGUUAACGGUUAUUAGUUUAUAAUCGAAAGAUUAGUCGGUUAUUUUAUUAUUAUUUUAAAACGAUUCUAGAGUGUUAAGUUGUGAAACAGUUAAAAAAUAGUGCAAAUGAUAUUACAGAUGAUAAUUGGGGAGUUACAUAAUGGGUUAUAACGCAUGCUUACGGUAUAUUUGAAAGUGCUUUGAAAAGUGGCGACGUUGAAAGAAAGAUACUUUCAAGCGCUGGCAUUAAUCCUUUGUUGAACAAAAUGUACAUAUGAUGUGUUGUGAAGGGCGGGGUUGGGCGUAUCUCUUCCGAAGGCGUCGUUCGCUUUUUGGCGCGCAGAAACGCUGCGUGUGCGUAAAUGGCAGCUUAGCUGAACACGCUUGUGCUGCUAUUGUCAACCUUUUUUAGAUCAAGUAUACUCGAAUGUAGUUUUCAUAUUCAUGUAUUUUUGGUACAAAUUAUAUAUAUACACAUAUAUUUCUAUAAAAAUUAUUUCCUGUAAAAAAUUCAUCUGAAAAAAUUAUUACAUUGAAAAUAUAUUGAAGUAUGGUUUCGAAAAAACUGUAAAUUAAAUCAAA
Molecule: messenger RNA, 1971 nt
Organism: Zeugodacus cucurbitae (melon fly)
Lineage: Eukaryota; Metazoa; Arthropoda; Insecta; Diptera; Tephritidae
Exons: 1
Coding region: 630-1397 (255 amino acids)
Source: RefSeq, a predicted model, not a curated record